GUGAGCCCAGCACGAAUGAAGAAACGUGGAAAACAGUUCGAGCCUACUAUAACAAGGAAGCAACGUGCUUACUCAGGUUACCAACCUAUUUGGACAUAACAGUUUUGAGGAAGUAGCCUUAAAGAGCAGUGUUAAGGAUGAAGAGAGAAGUGAGUGCUGGAGUGAACUUUCUAAAACGCUUGGCAGUGGAGCGUGGAGGUGUAGAAGAAAUCAAAGCCAAACUGUUUGCUGCUAAACUACAAGAACUAUUGCUUGAGAAGUUCACAGACCACUGGUACCCAGACAACCCCAGCAAGGGGCAGGCUUACAGAUGCAUAAGAAUAAAUCAAGGAGUUCCCUGUGAUGAAUCAGUGUUACAAGCAUGCAUGGAGAGUGGCAUAAAGCCAUCCGAAUUGGGCUUUCCUCGUGAGAUCACAGUAUGGAUUGAUCCAAUGGAGGUGUGUGUACGCUCAGGAGAGAACUGCAGAUAUUUUCUAGUGGCUCAGUUUGCGAAAGAAGAGGAGGAGGAAAAGAACAUCCACUUGAAUCAGGAUGAUACUUAUAGCCUAGUGGAUUCUGCGAAUUUGGAUACGUCUGAUUACCACUCAGCGAGCUCCUCUGACUGUGGCUCAGCUGUAUCAAGUGAUACAGAGGAGAUGAAUGAGGAAGAAACAAAAAAAGAGGAGAAAGUUGUGGAGAACACAACUCGUACAACAAGAUCCAAAGCAAGGGAACCAAGAGGGCCACACAAGCUUUCUCAAGCUCAGAUCCCUGGCCCACAGUACUUUUAUCACCCUACACCGAUGUGGCCGAAGUGCAAGAAAAAGAGUGGCAUGUACUUUAUGACCAUAUGUGCACCGACACCUCCUGUGUUUGCUUAUUACAUCCUUCCCAAACCCCUUCCUCAGUUCAUUGUGCCUCACGCUUCUCUGCAAACAUGGGGGACAGUGAAAGGGUGAAGAACUCAAACCCAAUUAGCACAUACACUCAGCAUGUUGCAGUAUACAUAAACUGUGAGACAUAUCUGCCACUCUGAAGGGUUUUUAAUAUCUUUUCAUAAAAUAUGAGAUUGUGUCAUAGAUGAAA
Messenger RNA from Myxocyprinus asiaticus (Chinese sucker), 1065 nucleotides. Its product is annotated as protein BTG3-like. The record is from RefSeq and is a predicted model, not a curated record. Lineage: Eukaryota; Metazoa; Chordata; Actinopteri; Cypriniformes; Catostomidae. The coding region runs from base 138 to 938 and encodes 266 amino acids. Gene Ontology annotation, cellular component: nucleus; cytoplasm. The transcript has 5 exons. Gene Ontology annotation, biological process: negative regulation of mitotic cell cycle; negative regulation of cell population proliferation.